Thermothielavioides terrestris NRRL 8126 is the source of this 671-nucleotide messenger RNA. Its product is annotated as 40S ribosomal protein S9. The transcript has 4 exons. Gene Ontology annotation, biological process: positive regulation of translational fidelity; translation. The record is from RefSeq and is a predicted model, not a curated record. Gene Ontology annotation, cellular component: cytosolic small ribosomal subunit. Gene Ontology annotation, molecular function: rRNA binding; structural constituent of ribosome. The coding region runs from base 12 to 671 and encodes 219 amino acids. Lineage: Eukaryota; Fungi; Ascomycota; Sordariomycetes; Sordariales; Chaetomiaceae.
CAACCGACAAGAUGGCGCCGCUGUCGUACUCCAAGACCGCCAAGGUCCCGCGCCGUCCCUUCGAGGCCGCUCGUCUGGACUCCGAGCUGAAGCUCGUUGGCGAGUAUGGUCUCCGGAACAAGCGCGAAGUCUGGCGCGUGCUCCUCACUCUGUCCAAGAUUCGUCGUGCCGCUCGUGAGCUGCUCACCCUCGACGAGAAGGACCCCAAGCGUCUCUUCGAAGGCAAUGCCCUCAUUCGCCGCCUUGUUCGCGUCGGUGUGCUCGACGAGUCCCGCAUGAAGCUGGAUUACGUCCUGGCCCUCAAGGCUGAGGAUUUCUUGGAGCGCCGCCUCCAGACUCUCGUCUACAAGCUCGGUCUCGCCAAGUCGAUCCACCACGCUCGCGUCCUGAUCCGCCAGCGCCACAUCCGCGUCGGCAAGCAGAUCGUCAACGUCCCUUCGUUCAUCGUCCGCCUGGAUUCUCAGAAGCACAUCGACUUCGCCCUGACGUCGCCGUUCGGUGGCGGCCGCCCAGGCCGUGUCAGGAGAAAGAAGGCUAAGGCCGCCAAGAAGGGCGAAGAGGGAGAGGAGGAGGACGAGGAGGAAAUGGUUGGGACCGCGCGGUACGGGCAACGAAAAUCGGCCUGGGCAGGGACUUUUGACGUCUGCAUCAUGCUCUUUCGGCGUUUAUAG